AUUGUGGGCUAUGGAGAAAAUGCGUUCUUUCCGGGCUGUCCGGUGAAUAAUGGAUAGACAUUUCGCAUGAUCUGUUGGACAAAGUAGCGGAUGGAGAGUACAGCCACAGGUUGCAUGCAGUGUGGAACUUGAGAGGAUACAGUCGAGUUUCAGGUAUUCUUACGAAACUAAGAGGGACUUCAUCAGAAAUCGAAUGAAAUAAGAAUGGGCACGUUCGUGACCCUGGCGGAGGUGCUGGAGGCCAGGGGGUCAUCUUUGGAAGAGGAUGAGGUGUGGUGUCUCCUUCUCGGCACUGCCGAUGCCUUAAUGGAAAUCUCCCACAAAGGUCCUGGUAACAUGUGCAGUGUUUUGAGCCCUGGCUCCAUGCUUCUGUCAGCCACUGGGAACAUUGCCUUUAAGAGCUGUGCCCGGUCCGAGGACCUGAUAUCCUUCACUGCUCCUGAGGUGCAGGAGGGACACGCUGCCUCUAGCAGGACAGCCUCAGAGAAGAUGGUUGUAUAUUCCCUAGGAAUGACCCUGUACUGGUCCGUUGAUUAUCAGCUACCUCAGAACCAGCCCAUUCAGCUGAGCAACAGCCUGAACAAUCUCCUGCUGAGUAUGUGUGAGGACACGGUCCAGAGACGAGCUGAUCUUGUGACUGUGCUGGAGACCUGUGAUCAGCACGUCAAGGCUGCCCAGCUGCCCCCACCAGAGAAGCUCAUCAGACAGCUAGUACAAGAUGUGUUCCGGGACUCUGUUGAUCAUGUGUCCAUAGCUGAGAACGGGCCUCAGCUUAGUGACCGCAGUCAGACGGUAAGAGAGAGGCUCCACAGUCUAUCAGGAAGUGCCUCAUACCAUAACUCUACGUGGGGGCUCAAAAACAGAAGCACUGCAACCAUCCAAGCCGACCUCAGCAGAGGAAGUUCCCAGGGGUCACGACACAGAGAGAGUUACACCAGCUACCAGUCCCGGAGCCCCUGUAGCCCUUAUCUGGAUGGCUUUCGCCGUGGCGGUGUCCGAUCCAUAUCGUACGCAUAUCCCAAUGAGUCCACAGUCAGUCUGAAUGAAAAGAAAGUCAAGGAUUUGGGUCCUGAGUUCAUUAGAAUGCUAGACGAGCCACUUGUCAUCCUGGAGCUCCCAGGAUCCAUUGUGUCAAAGAGGGGGAAAUCUCCUUCUUCUAUGAGGGAGCUCAGCGUGGUCAUGCCAAACGGACAAAGCAUCCUGGUCAAGUGUGAUGUCAAGUCCAGAGGAGGAGAUGUCUUUGAUAUGAUUGUUGCCCACUCUAACCUGGUGGAACACUUCUACUUUGGCCUUGCUUACAUUGAAGAUGAUGAGUUUUUCUUCCUGGAAAAUGCAACAAAAAUAUCCAAGGUUGCCCCCGACAGUUGGAAGAAAGUGCCUACAUCCCCGUUUGUCCUUUUCUUUAGGGUUAAAUUCUUUGUCCACGACAUCUCUCUUCUUUUGCACAAACUGACUCGUCACCAGUAUUACCUGCAGCUGAGGAAGGACAUACUGGAAGACAGGUUGUCCUGCCAUGAAGAGACAUGCCUGUAUCUGGGUGCCUUGGCUCUCCAAGCGGAGUAUGGAGAUUGCAUGCCUGAGGUUUAUGGAAGAAACUACUAUCGACCAGACCAGUAUGUUGCCAAGAGCAUCAUGGAGAAAAGAGCCUUGCCUUACAUAAAGGAGGAGUUGUUACGAUUACAUGCCAAUAACGCCACCAUGGGUACAGACGAUUCUGAACUGGAGUUCCUUAAGGCUGCCCAGCAGCUUCCUGAGUAUGGCGUUCUGUUCUACCGUGUGGGACGUGAGAAGAGAGCAGUCAUCGGAGAGCUGAUCCUGGGAGUGUGUGCCAAAGGAGUCAUACUGUACGAGGUUAAAGAUAGCUCCCGCUCCACCAGUCAUACAUUCCACUGGCGAGAUACGACCAGUAUCUCCUCCUCAAACCGCAAAUUUGUCGUGGAGAGCCGAGGGAGCAAUAAGAAGCACACCUUAAUCACGGAGAGAUCGAAGACGGCCACGUAUCUGUGCAACCUCUGUUCUGCCCAGCACAAGUUCCACAAUGAGAUGAACUCUCGCCAGCUCAGCCUCAAUCUGGCCUCCGAGGAGAGCAUGGUGUCAAUGUGUCGGGCCCAGAACAGCCACAGCCAGAUGGACAGCCAGCUGAAGAGUUUCUCUGCCUCUGAUCCUGCUCUAACGGACAGUGGUCAGACAACACCCCAGGACGACUCCAUGACCAAACUGUGUGAUGACAUCGCAGCCAAGAUCGAGGCACGGAUAAAACACCAACGUGUCCUCCAUGAGCAGGGAAAAGCAAGGCCGUUGUCUGGGAACCUUUCCCCGGCCCUGUCUCGUGGGUCCGGGAAGCGUGGGUCUGAGGCCCCCUCCAUUUCUUCAGCACCUCGAGAUACCCCAACAAAGCGUGUCUUACCAGAGAGAGAAGUUAUUUGUGUGUCCUUAAAGAAAGACCCAAAGCUAGGCGCCGGAAUUGUUAUAGUCGGUGAAGACACAGUGGGGAAAUACGACCUUGGUAUCUUCAUAGCAUCCCUGGUGCCAGGAGGACCAGCGGAUAAAGAUGGCCGCAUCAGACCAGGUGGGCGUCUGAUCUCGCUGAAUCACUCUAGUCUGGAGGGCGUGACCUUCAGCGAGGCUGCAGACAUCAUGCAGAGCAGUCCAGAAGAAGUCACACUGAUCGUGUCCCAGCCAAAAGUUUCCUUGACACCCAACAAUGUGAGAUCUCCACUCUUGAAGAACGAUGAGUCCCUGGAGGAAUAUAAGCGCCCUGGGGAGGAUGACCUGGAUGAAAUUGUGUCUGUUAUGUUGACCCCAAAGACUGGCAGUAGACUACAACUCCCAGACGUACGCAUCCUCAACGCUCAGGAUGGCUGCUCCACACCUACUUCUUUGAACUACUUCAGGGGUGAUGAGUUCUCUGUGGAGCUGAGGAAGAAGGCUGGGGGAGGCUUAGGGAUCAGUAUUUCUGGUGGUGUGAUCACAGGUUUAUGUCAGGGUGGUGUCUACAUCAAAAGCCUAGUCUGUGGUGGGGCCGCUGAGCAAGAUGGACGCAUUCAGUCAGGUGACAGACUGCUGGAAGUAGAUGGCGUCAGGUUUCAAGGGUUAACUCAUCAGCAGGCUAUAGAGUGUCUGGAAAAGACCGGAGAGGUGGUGAACCUGGUCUUGGAGAGGGAGAACUUGACCUUGCCCCGGGUGUCUCAGAGCCCAGACGCGGGCCGCAGGCUUGUGGGUAGCAGCCUCUCUCCCCAGAGUGCCCACAUGGAGAUCGCCCCCACGAGGAACCACAGCUGUCCUGCCAUCCUCACCCCCUUUUCUGUCAGGCCCAGAGACUACAGCUUUGUGUCUGCUGCGAACACUCUGGAAGUCACCUUGAAGAAGAACCCAAACGGUUUGGGCUUCAGCUUUCUGGUGCCUGAGCUUGACCCCUUAAAAGGAAACUCAGGAAGUAGCCUUGUUCGGAUCAAGAAGCUUUUCCCCGGCCAGCCAGCGGAAGAGAGUGGGCAGAUUCAAGAGGGAGACGUCAUCCUGGCAGUCAAUGGAGAACCACUGAAGGGAUUGUCCCAUCAGAAGGUGCUCACGCUGCUGAAAAACUCUCCUUGUGAGGUCCGGCUGUCUUUGUGCCGCCCUGCUCCAGGAAUUCUGCCUCCUAUUGAAACGUUGCUUGGCACCUGAAUGAUGUGAGACCACAACCGUCAGGCACUGAUGGGAGUUCAGAGGCAUCCUUCCUGGCAGACCGACAGACAUGCUUUCAUGGUGGAGCCUCAGAGGACGAGGCUGAAAGACCGGUCAGCAUCCUCCAGUCCUCUUGGAUGCAUCACCAGAUUCUGUGAGUCAGCUGUGUUGGACGAGUGCCCCGACGGCCAGAAGGACCUGUCACGCUUAUCUACCUCAGUUUGGACGCCAUGCUCCAGGCAACUCCCACACUGCAAUGACCUGGAUAAAAGCCAAUCUCCUGUUAUUCAGAUAAUUUUGAGCAGCUGGGUUCAGACGAGUGGAUCCGACUGGGAAAGUUUCUACUUUGUAAAUCCCUGAAGUAGAAAUGGAGAUUGGACUGAUGUCAGAAAAGAUGGAGCUACAUAAUGUCUUUUGGUGCUGUGAUAUACCAGAAAGCACAUUACAUCAUCUUUAAUAAAAUGUACAUUUCACUGACCACACGCUUAUACCUGUAUCUUUUAACAUACUCCCAACUCCGUUUAUUCAUAAACCCAGACAACAUGGCAUCCCAGUGAUUCUCACACGAGAAAUUUGACUCAGCGUGAACAACAUUCUGUGAUUCUGGUCUUUGUUUCUGAAUUCUACAGCAUUAAAGAAGACUGAACGUCGUCCGUG
Esox lucius (northern pike) is the source of this 4320-nucleotide messenger RNA. It is a transcript of the gene frmpd2, whose product is annotated as FERM and PDZ domain containing 2. Gene Ontology annotation, molecular function: protein binding. Lineage: Eukaryota; Metazoa; Chordata; Actinopteri; Esociformes; Esocidae. The record is from RefSeq and is a predicted model, not a curated record. The coding region runs from base 205 to 3663 and encodes 1152 amino acids. Gene Ontology annotation, cellular component: cytoskeleton. The transcript is spliced from 29 exons.